CAAAGUCUAGCUUUUCAUCAAUUCCAAAAAGGAGAAAAGAAAAGUUUUUCUUUUGUCCGCUUGGGUAACUGCAAAGUUUGGCAAGUUGGGAGACUAAUAUUAUUUUGUACAGCAAAGGCAUGACGUCACUACUACUACUUCUUCUUCUUCUCCUUCUUCCUCCCCAAGCAAUAAAAAUGGUUAUAUAACCAAGCUCCAUAAGACUGCUACCUCAGCUCCACUCCAAGCAACAGCAAAAAUGAAGAAAUUUGAGUUGGUUUUCAUACCCGGCCCAGGGAUGGGCCACCUGGCAUCCACGGUGGAGAUGGCAAAUGUUAUUGUCGCCCGAGACCACCGUCUCUCCGUCACAGUCCUCACCAUCAACCCCUCCUCCGAUCCCAAAAUAGCUCAACAAAUUCAGUCCUUUUCUGCAUCUUUUGCUGCCAAAUCCAUCCGCUUCAUUGCCCUUCCUGAACCGCCCCUUCCAGAAGAGACUAAAAAUGGCUUCAGGCUUAAACAAGUCCUCCAAAGUUACAAGCCUCAUGUGAGGGAAGCUGUGACCAACCUCACCAACACCCCUGAAUCACCCCCACUUGUGGGAUUCGUCAUAGACAUGUUCUGCACUGCCAUGAUUGAUGUGGCUAAGGAAUUUGAGGUUCCUUGUUAUGUGUUUUACACGUCCAGUGCUAGCUUUCUUGCUCUUAGUUUUCAUCUUCAACAACUUUACCAUCAAAAUGACAGCAGCAACCACGCGGUGGAACACUUGAAGGAUUCGAAUGAUGAAUUAGCUGUGCCAGGAUUUGUGAAUUCGAUUCCUGGGAAAGUAAUCCCCAGUGUCUUUUUUGAGAGCGAAAUUGCUGCUUGGUUUCAUGAUAAUGCUAGAAGAUUUAGAUCGGAAGUCAAAGGGAUUUUGAUCAAUACAUUUGCGGAGAUGGAACCACAUGUCAUGAAUGGCUCCUCGCAAAUUCCACCUCUGUAUUCUGUUGGACCUGUUUUGCACUUGAGAGAUACUAGCGCUGAUGGAUCCAAUAAAGUUCAUGAUGCUGCAGAUACACUAAAGUGGCUUGAUGAUCAGCCCCCAUCGUCAGUUGUGUUCCUGUGCUUUGGAAGCAUGGGAAGCUUUGACCAGGAUCAGGUGGAGGAGAUUGCUCGAGCUCUCGAGCAGAGUGGAGUUCGGUUCUUGUGGUCGCUCAGGCGGCCGCCGCCAAAGGGGAAGUUGGAAGCGCCGAGCGAUUAUGCUGACAUCAAAGAUGUUCUACCAGAGGGAUUUCUGGAUAGAACGGCAGAUGUUGGAAGGGUGAUCGGGUGGGCGCCGCAGGUGGAGAUCUUGGCGCACCCAGCUACUGGAGGAUUUGUAUCGCAUUGUGGUUGGAACUCAACGCUGGAGAGUGUGUGGCAUGGCGUGCCAAUGGCAACAUGGCCAAUGUAUGCUGAGCAGCAAUUUAACGCCUAUGAACUGGUGGUGGAAUUGGGAUUGGCGGUGGAGAUAACGGUAGAUUUUCGAAAAGAAUUUCGUGGGGAGAGGUCAAGAAUUGUCAGUGCCGAAGAGAUAGAGAGUGGGAUUAGAAGAUUGAUGGAAGACAACAAUGAGAUCAAAGAAAAAGUCAAAGCAAAGAGUGAAGAGAGUAGAAAAAGUGUGCUGGAGGGUGGAUCCUCCUUCGUUUCGUUGGGUCAUUUCAUAGACGACGUUAUAGCCAAUUCGCUAGGAGGAAGAGAUUAAGAGUUUGUUUGGUAA
Momordica charantia (bitter melon) is the source of this 1714-nucleotide messenger RNA. Its product is annotated as anthocyanidin 3-O-glucosyltransferase 2. NCBI's taxonomy places the organism in Eukaryota, Viridiplantae, Streptophyta, Magnoliopsida, Cucurbitales, Cucurbitaceae. The record is from RefSeq and is a predicted model, not a curated record. Gene Ontology annotation, molecular function: UDP-glucosyltransferase activity.